Molecule: messenger RNA, 291 nt
Organism: Paraglomus occultum
Lineage: Eukaryota; Fungi; Glomeromycota; Glomeromycetes; Paraglomerales; Paraglomeraceae
Source: the annotation of a GenBank genome assembly
AUGCAAGAAGCCAAUAAAUUCGCAUACUACGACCUCAACGAUAGUCGUAAGGCAUUCGCAUACUACGGCGUCAACGAUUGUGGCAAGGUUGGUAAAUUAUCUGAACAGUUACACUUUAAUCUGUUAAUUACUCAUCAGUCUUCUACUUUCUCUAGCACGAACGUACCUUCGUCUGAUGUCGGUAAAACCAACAAGAUAUUUGUAAUCGAAAUAAUCGGCGGGCUCGGAGGACUGUCUGGUUUAUUAUUUUGUUUAGCUAAAUGGACCGCUAUUGUCGAUAGCAUUGCAUAA